Molecule: messenger RNA, 1269 nt
Organism: Paramormyrops kingsleyae
Lineage: Eukaryota; Metazoa; Chordata; Actinopteri; Osteoglossiformes; Mormyridae
Source: RefSeq, a predicted model, not a curated record
GUAUGUUUCACUGUACUGGCAUUUAGACUGCCAAUCCAGUGAGGCAGACAAGAUGAUGCUGGAAGGGUUUGUGCUGUUACUGCUACAAGGGACGGGAGCUUUCGUGAUCCGCAGCCCUGUCCCCAGCCCAUGCCUGGGGGCCUCCUCUGGGAAGGAGCGGCUGCGCCUGAGGCCGUGUGACCUGGACUCCGAUCCUCCAUUAGCAGCUGUUCAUCUCCUGGUUCGCCGUGGUAUGGAGCAGCCCCUGACCACAGAGCCGCCGGGCCCUUGCAUCUAUGACCCCAAGACCCAUGGAAAGCAGAGGUCAUCCCCACGGAUCUGCCUUGACAGUGCCCUGCCGCUGGCUUCUGACAGCCGGGACGUCACGCUGCCUUCGGGAAAGCUGCUCCUCUGGGAGGCCAAGCUCAGAAAGGAGAAUCAGCGUUACAGAAGGGCUUUUGAUAAUGGAGAUGAUUCUGAGGGAGAGUCAGGGGAUGCAGACGAAAGCGACCCAACGGAGGAACAGAGGGAGUACUUAAGAUGGUAUUACCGCACAGAGGACCCCUCUUCCUGGAAGUACGCCAUGCUGGCUCUGUCCUUUGUAGCCCUCCUGCUGGGCUCUUUACUCUUUGGCCUGGGCAUCAUGGCUGACAGGAGCAGGAAGGCCAUCGCCAUGUACAAGCCUGCCAUCCAGCUGUUAGAAAUGGAGAAGCUGGACAGUGGGACCCAGAAGAGAGGGACCUCAGAUGCUUCACCCCAGGGAGACUGGGCCACAGUCACUGCCCUUGUGAACCGCGAUGAGGUAGACAGGAUGAAACCAGGAGACAUCGUGUUAAAGUGGAAGGACGGCAACGUGUCAGUGCUGUAGCCGGAAACCCAGAGCCCCGGUCCCACUGCCAGGCGACUGCUCCCUCCCAGCUGGGGGAUCGGGGGCCUCCUCAGCAGUGCUCCCCAGCCGCUCCUCAGGACCGCCUUCACUGUGACUGCCAAGGACAUGCAAAGCAAAGACCACACCUCACUGCACAGCCUGAAGAACAGCUGAGUCACUGCAUUGCAGUUCAGGGUCAGGCAAUGCUGAACUGGCCAGUCUUUGCAGCAGGGCUGGGGGUAUACAGUCACAUUGAAGUCAGUCAUAAAUAAUCACCUUUAUUUUCCUCAUUUUGAAUUUACUUUAAAUGCUCCUCCAAUUAAACAGAAUUCUGUUUCCAGCAAGUUUUUCAAAUAGAACAAAUACCUGAAUAUAAGAUACUUCCCCGUAAAUAUAAUGACAAAUAAAGAUUAGACAAUCAA